Messenger RNA from Mus musculus (house mouse), 2980 nucleotides. It is a transcript of the gene Pnkd, whose product is annotated as paroxysmal nonkinesiogenic dyskinesia. Gene Ontology annotation, cellular component: cytoplasm; mitochondrion; membrane. Gene Ontology annotation, biological process: methylglyoxal catabolic process; negative regulation of neurotransmitter secretion. The transcript is spliced from 10 exons. Lineage: Eukaryota; Metazoa; Chordata; Mammalia; Rodentia; Muridae. Bases 25 to 1221 code for a protein of 398 amino acids. Gene Ontology annotation, molecular function: hydroxyacylglutathione hydrolase activity. The record is from RefSeq and is a predicted model, not a curated record.
GCUCCGCUCUCCGAUUCGGACUCCAUGCGGCGAAAGCUACCGAUCCACUUCUCUGGGCCCAAACGCCUCCCAGAGUCAGCUCUGCGCGACGACGCGGAACUCGAGCCCCUCCUCCCGGGAGGAAGUAGGCGGAUCCUCUCUGGAGCCACAGCUAACAAGGCUUCCCAGAACAGGACCAGAGCACUGCAGAGCCACAGCUCACCAGAAUGCAAGGAGGAGCCCGAGCCCCUCUCCCCUGAGCUAGAAUACAUUCCCAGAAAGAGGGGCAAGAACCCCAUGAAAGCCGUGGGGCUAGCCUGGUAUAGCCUGUACACCCGAACCUGGCUUGGGUACCUCUUCUACCGACAGCAGCUUCGGAGGGCUCGGAAUCGCUAUCCCAAAGGCCACUCCAAAACUCAGCCCCGCCUCUUCAAUGGAGUGAAGGUGCUUCCCAUCCCUGUCCUCUCGGACAACUACAGCUACCUCAUCAUCGACACCCAGGCUGGGCUGGCAGUGGCUGUGGACCCCUCAGACCCGAGGGCUGUGCAGGCUUCCAUUGAAAAGGAAAGAGUUAACUUGGUUGCCAUUCUCUGCACCCACAAGCACUGGGACCACAGUGGAGGGAACCGUGACCUCAGCCGGCGGCACAGGGACUGUCGAGUGUAUGGGAGCCCUCAGGAUGGUAUCCCCUACCUCACCCACCCCCUGUGUCAUCAAGAUGUGGUCAGCGUGGGACGACUUCAGAUUCGAGCCCUAGCCACCCCUGGCCACACUCAAGGCCAUCUGGUCUACCUGCUGGAUGGGGAGCCCUACAAAGGUCCUUCCUGCCUCUUCUCAGGGGACCUGCUCUUCCUCUCUGGCUGUGGACGGACCUUCGAAGGCACAGCGGAGACCAUGCUGAGCUCACUGGACACUGUGUUAGACCUGGGGGAUGACACCCUGCUGUGGCCUGGGCAUGAAUACGCAGAAGAGAACCUGGGCUUUGCAGGCGUGGUGGAGCCCGAGAACUUGGCUCGUGAGAGGAAGAUGCAGUGGGUACAGAGGCAACGGAUGGAACGCAAGAGCACAUGCCCAUCCACCCUGGGAGAGGAACGCGCCUACAACCCAUUCCUGAGAACCCAUUGCCUGGAACUACAGGAGGCUCUGGGGCCAGGGCCAGGCCCCACCAGUGAUGACGGCUGCUCCCGGGCCCAGCUCCUGGAGGAGCUGCGCCGCCUGAAGGACAUGCAUAAAAGCAAGUGAAUAAUAACCCUCGCCCACCCCAAUCCAGGGUCUCCCAGCAGAGGGGAGGCCACCCACCACCCACACUUCACCAUCCUCUUCAUCACUAAUACCACCACCACCACCACCAUUGGUGCCCUAGGCAGCACUAAUCCUCCAGACUGGCCAGGGAGGGCAGAGCCCAGGCAAUGGGACCUAGAGGAGGAAGCACUGGGAGGCUGAGACCCCACACAGUACAGGUGGUGUUUAGGGUAAGAGGAAGGAAGCAACUGAAACGUCUCCAGACUUUGCUACCUUGGAGGGUCUGCCUCCCCUCCCCCACUCAUGGACCAAUCGCCAGAUCAUGAAGGCUGCAUUUGGCUCCUGCUCCAGAGGCCACACCACCACUAGAGCCCUAGAACCCAGGAGAAGAGAGUCCUGACCAGGCUAGUCUAUCUUCCACCUUCCCCCAUGCAGGGUUGUAGGGGAAGCUCACCCCAAAAAUGAUCUAACGUGUGGUGCCUGGGAAAGUGGUCAUCAACCAGGGCAGCCAGACUCUGGGUGACUGAGACUCUAAGUCCCACCCUACCUACCUUGCUAAGACAUUGCCAGGCAGAGCCAUUCCUAAGAACACCUAAGGACUGGAAGCCUGGUUCUGGCCCAUCCCUGCCUCAGUGGAUGUCCUGAAGGCCAGAGAGAGAGGUUCCUGGUUGCCAAGGAAUCUUCUGCUUCAGGCCAGGGAGUCAAAGGAUGAUGGCACACAGAGCCACACACCACGCACAUCUGUUCUGGGUCUGCCAUUGUCCCGGGUCAUAAGGGCCUGCCUGCCUUCCCAGGGGAGAGUGAACUGUGGUCUGCCUCAGAGACCUGCUUCUCCUUUCCGCCCUUGUUCUUAGGAAUUCCUGCCUGCCUGCUGUCUCACUUAACCUCUCUUGCUCUAUCUUCACCCCCUUUCCUCUCUGAGUCAUUAAAGGCUGACUUUCUUCCAGCCUGGUACUCAUCCGGCUCUUUGCAGUUUGCCAAAAACCUUCAUUCCCACGUCAUUUCCCACUGGAUCCCAGGGCCCUCUUGUUGUCAGUGUGCAGAUAGCAGAGGUCUGGGAAUAGGAAGCUCCAGUGAGUGGCAGCUUCCAGGACCUCAGGCCUGGCCAUACCCCACUGCUCAUCCCCCUCCAGAUCUGCUUGUCCUCUGGUCUCAGGUCAAGGGCCCUUUGUGGCCACAGGAGCACUAUGGUCGUUUUGCAAGCACACCUUAGGUGAGUUAGCCAGGAGCCACAUCUUUCUGUGUCAGAGCCUUCCACUGGGCUGUGCAGUGCCCUCUGUUGUUCCUCUGAGAUGCCCCUGCCUCAGUUUCCCCUCUCAUUUGGCUUCGGCUGCCCUCUCCAGGCACAGCCUUUGGAACUCACUCUAGCAAUACCACCGGACUAGUUAGCCUUCCCGGCCCCAAGACACUCGCAGUUUCAUGCCUUUGUGCCUUUCGCUCAUGCGGUUUCUUCAGCUGGAAUGCCUUCCCGCUCCUGCCGCCUCCUCUGCCUGGCAAACACCUGUUAGCCUCUCCCAGGCCCCUCCCCCAGGAAGGCACCCUUCACCCCUCUCUUCCAGGCUACCUCUGCACCUGUAAAUGCUUCUCUCGUGGCACCUAUCACACCGUACUUUACUUGUUUACAUGUUUGUCUCCCCUUCUAGACUGUGAAUCCUUAAGGGCAUGGACUGUAUCUUAUGCAUCUCUGUAUUUCUGCGCCUAGCACGGUGCCUGGCACACAGUAGGCGCUCAAUAAAUGUUGAAUGAAUGAUUUAACCAA